Messenger RNA from Macrosiphum euphorbiae (potato aphid), 804 nucleotides. NCBI's taxonomy places the organism in Eukaryota, Metazoa, Arthropoda, Insecta, Hemiptera, Aphididae. The record is from the annotation of a GenBank genome assembly.
AUGGCUAUGUAUCUUGUAAAAAGAGUAACUCCAGAAACUUUGAUACAAAGACUUCAAGACAAAGAAGGUAGGAGUUCAGAAGAUACCAAAAACUAUAUAAUUAAAAAGUCAGCAGAUGUGGAUACAGAUUUAUCCACUACAUCUUAUCAAUUUUCCUUGGUGUGUCCAUUGGGUAAAAUUAGAAUGAAGAUACCUGCAAAAUCUAUCCAUUGUGAUCAUUUACACUGUUUUGAUGCUAGUACAUUUAUUUUAAUGAAUGAGAAAAAGCCAACAUGGAAGUGCCCAAUAUGUUAUAAACCUUGUUUGUACGAUGACCUACAAAUACAAAAUUAUUUUUUGGAAGUUGUUUCAAGUCCAACGCUCAAAGACUGCAAUAAUGAAAUUGAACUUUUAGCUAAUGGCACAUGGAGAGUUUAUAAAAAAAAGAAAGAGACAAAAACUACAAAUAGUUCUUUUGGUGCAAAAUUAAAAGCUAUCGAUUUUGUGAAUUUAGAUAGCGUUGAAGAAAAAUCUGUUAAAACCAAAGUAGAACUUAACUUUGAAACUGUCAAACAGCAAAAAAAUAAAAACUUACAAUUUUUCGAUAUAACAUUAAGUGACAAUGAAGAAGAACCUACAAAGAAAAAAUAUAAACGGGAAAAUGAAUCUGCCGAUGAUAUACAACCAGUUGCCGUAGUUGAUUUAACACCACAAACUCAAGUACAGCCGCAACAAGCUAUUACUAGUUCUGAGCAAGGAGUAGUAAUUGAAAGAGAUAGUCCAUCCCCUCCUUCAAGUCCUAUCUCUAAAACUGAAGCCUCCUAA